CAACUAUUUUGUGGACGUCUUCAUGCAAAACCUCUCUACGCCCUUGAAAACUAGGCAAACGAACGCGAAAGACGAGCUACAUAUGGCGAUACGAGAGCCUCACCUCCACAACACGCAAGGUGCUCUCGCACCCCAAGCGCCUCCACACCAAAGUCAUUAUUCAAUUUUGCACCAACCACCGAAACUCAACCAUGAUGACCACUUUAAAGACCUCGUCCGCAACUUUACUUCUCGUCGCCACGGCUUUUAUCGGCAUCUCUGGAGCUGCAAACCUGCGUCAGAUGCAGCGAAACUUGGGAGCUACGUACUCGCAGUCGAGUGACUUCCACGCUGAAAUGCUUGCACGCGUUAAUAAGGAACGUGCAGCUGAAGGUCUCCCACCCGUCUGCGGUAACAAGAAGCUGCUGUCGUCCUCCCAGCGUCACAGCGACGAUAUGGCCCAGAACAACUACAUGGCUCACGACGGAACGGAUGGCUCCACAAUGUCCCAACGUAUCACCGAUGCGGGAUACAAGUGGAGCGCCGUCGGUGAGAACGUUGCUGCCGGGCAGGAAGAUGUCCAGGCCGUCAUGGACGCAUGGAUGCACUCACCUGAGCACCGUGAGAACAUCAUGGGCGAGUACACGAUGCUUGGUGUUUCGUACGCCUACAACGACAACAGCGAGUACCGUCACUACUGGACCCAGGACUUCGGCAAAGGAGACACCGAAUCCUGCGAUUCAGACUCGGAAAACCAGGAGCAGGGCCUCAGUCAAGAGCAAGAGCAAAACCCCGACCAGCAGCAGGUUGCCCAGAAUGAGGACAAUGUUCAGGGGGAGGCGGACAACGGCACACCGGUUCCCAAGACUUCCGUUUACGUGACCGAGGCUCCAAAAGAGGAAUCUCCUUGCCCUGAGGAGCAGCCUGGUAAGGUCCAAGGUGCGACCGGCACGAAGACUGAUGUACCCGUGUAG
Molecule: messenger RNA, 953 nt
Organism: Phytophthora infestans T30-4
Lineage: Eukaryota; Oomycota; Peronosporomycetes; Peronosporales; Peronosporaceae
Product: SCP-like extracellular protein
Exons: 1
Coding region: 192-953 (253 amino acids)
Source: RefSeq, a predicted model, not a curated record